Molecule: messenger RNA, 207 nt
Organism: Penicillium verhagenii
Lineage: Eukaryota; Fungi; Ascomycota; Eurotiomycetes; Eurotiales; Aspergillaceae
Exons: 2
Coding region: 1-207 (68 amino acids)
Source: RefSeq, a predicted model, not a curated record
AUGACUUCAUUUUUCGCAAGCCACUUUCAAGGUUCAAAUUCGACAAAGCGACAGUCUUUGUCGCAUUAUUUGGCCCACCUGAUAUACUGGUUUCAACAUCUCAUCGAAUAUACUGGCCGUAACCACCUACUCUUCGUGGCGAAAUCACUGCCCUCAUAUUUCGGGGCCGAGGACAUUGAAACAUUUAUGAUGUCUGAAGACCGAUGA